AUGGAAUAUCCUGCAGUGUUCAACCUAAAUCCUCCCUACAUGUUUCGUCGAAUGCUUCUUUUUCUGUUCUGGCUAAUUGGCCUGUUAGGGUCGAUUGCAGAUGAACAGUUGUCUGGCAGCAAGGAAGGCAUUCCUAGAAUCGACGCUUCCUUCGACUAUGUUGUGGUGGGUGGUGGUAAUGCUGGUGUGACCCUGGCAGUGCGCCUGGCUGAACAGAGCUUCAGUGUUGCUUUGGUUGAAGCUGGAGACUUCUACGAAAUCAAAUGGCCCCCAGCGAAAGUUCCUGGUGCUGUCGGCAUUGGCACUGGAAGCGAUCCAAUGGCCAUUCGGACACCCAUUGACUGGGGUUUCCUGGUCAAUACUGGACCUGGCGCAAACUCCCGGACCAUUCACUACGAAAAAGCCAGAUGUGUUGGAGGAGCAACGGCAAGCAAUUUUAUGCUAUACCACAGACCGACAAUAGGAUCGAUGAAACUAUGGGCUGAACUCGUAGAUGAUGAAAGUUACAUCUUCGACAAUGUCUUCCCUCUGUUCAGGAAGACGAUUAACUUCACCGCACCCAAUGAUGAACUUCGUCCUGCAAACGCCACCGUGAGCUAUCGGGAGGAUGCUUACGAUAGAGAAGGUCAACCCGUUGACGUGACUUAUCCUCAUGCUGCCUCGCCAUUUUCUAGCUGGCUCCAACUUGGGUUGGAAUCGGUGGGGGUCGAAGUAACCUCCGAGUUCAACAGUGGGUCUCUGUUCGGCUCCUUUUAUUGUCCGUUCACUAUACGACCCGACGAUCAGAUUCGAAGCAGCUCGGAAUCGGCAUUUAUUAGGUCACCGUCGUCUUCGAGAUACUUACGAACCUUGACAUUAUACAGGAACACCAUGGGCAAAAAGAUUCUGUUUGAUCAAAAGCGAGCAACAGGGGUUGAGGUUGCUACUGCAGGCUCGAAGUAUACUCUCAGCGCGACCCACGAGGUCAUCAUAUCAUCAGGUGCCUUUCAGAGCCCUCAGCUACUCAUGGUUUCUGGGAUUGGUCCCGCCGAUGUCCUCCAAGAGCACGAAAUUGAUGUUAUUGUGGAUCUACCAGGAGUCGGUCAAAAUCUGUGGGACCAGCCCUUCUCCGGACCGACGUACCCAGUGGCUGUGGAGACAUUUAAUAAGCUGGCUAUGGAUUUACAAUAUCUUAUAAGUCAGAUAAGGGAGUUUAAAACAUCUCAUACUGGAGCGCUGACCAACCAUGGAUUCGACUACAUUGCUUUCGAAAAGCUCCCAGGUAGCUCGCGGGCCCGAUUCACUGAACGCACGGAGAAUGACCUUUCUUGGUUUCCAGAAGACUGGCCAGAGAUCGAGUAUAUCGCUGUGCCACUUUUCGCUGGCAACUUUUCCGAUCCAAUUACUAUGCAACCGCAAGAUGGGAGGCAAUAUGCGACCAUUAUACCUACACUCAUGGCCCCAACGUCUCGUGGAAACGUUACUAUAAUCUCAGCUGAUACGGAUGACCUUCCAGUGAUCCACGCUAACUGGCUUGCUACAGAAACAGAUCAGCAAGUUCUAGUUGCAGCAUUCAAAAGAGCCCGUGACAUGUUCCGCAGUGAAGCCAUGGCACCCGUCGUUGUUGGAGAAGAAUACUUCCCAGGACAAGAGCAUCAAAGUGAUCGUGAAAUCCUCGAAGUCAUCCGGGAUACAGUCAUGGCUCCGUGGCACGCGUCCUGCACAUGCAAGAUGGGGACUCGUUCUGAUCGCAUGGCGGUCCUUGAUAGCCGAGCGAGGGUGUUUGGAGUUGAGAGAUUGAGAGUGGUCGAUGCUAGUGCAUUUCCAUUUCUUCCUCCUGGUCAUCCACAAUCGGUUGUUUACAUGCUUGCGGAGAAAAUAGCCUCGGAUAUCAUAGGCGAGAGAGACGAUGGCGUCUAA
Molecule: messenger RNA, 1899 nt
Organism: Aspergillus bombycis
Lineage: Eukaryota; Fungi; Ascomycota; Eurotiomycetes; Eurotiales; Aspergillaceae
Product: GMC family oxidoreductase
Exons: 5
Coding region: 1-1899 (632 amino acids)
Biological process (GO): secondary metabolite biosynthetic process
Molecular function (GO): oxidoreductase activity, acting on CH-OH group of donors; flavin adenine dinucleotide binding
Source: RefSeq, a predicted model, not a curated record